Fukomys damarensis (Damara mole-rat) is the source of this 945-nucleotide messenger RNA. Its product is annotated as olfactory receptor 2B6-like. Gene Ontology annotation, molecular function: olfactory receptor activity; G protein-coupled receptor activity. Gene Ontology annotation, biological process: G protein-coupled receptor signaling pathway. The transcript has a single exon. Gene Ontology annotation, cellular component: membrane. Lineage: Eukaryota; Metazoa; Chordata; Mammalia; Rodentia; Bathyergidae. The record is from RefSeq and is a predicted model, not a curated record.
AUGUGGAUUAAGAAUUAGACCUUACUGGAUGAUUUCAUUUUACUGGGAUUUUCUGAACACCCCUGGCUGGAAACACCACUCUUCAUCAUCUUUCUGGUGACCUACAUCUUUGCCCUAUUUGGAAAUCUAUGCAUCAUCUUAAUUUCCCUCCCGGACCCCCAGCUCAACAGUCCCAUGUACUUUUUUGUCUCAAAUCUCUCCUUUGUGAACCUCUACUACACCACCAGCACAAUCCCACAGAUGCUUGUCAACUUGAGGGGACCAGAAAAGACCAUCAGCCACCGGGGCUGUGUUGCCCAGCUGUACAUUUUUCUGGCCUUGGGAUCCACUGAGUGUGUACUUCUGGCCAUCAUGGCUUUUGACCAUUAUGCUGCCAUUUGCAAGCCCCUGCACUACUCAGUAAUCAUGAAUGAGAGAAGGUGUGUCCACAUGGCUGCCGGCCCCUGGGUAAGUGGCUUAAUAAACUCCCUUGUCCAGUCCACUCUCACUCUGGUGGCCCCGAGGUGUGGACACAGGGUGAUAGACCAUUUCUUCUGUGAAAUCCCUGCCCUUUUGAAACUGGUUUGCAUUGACACUCACGUGAAUGAAAUUGAGCUUAAUGUUGUGGGGGCUCUAAUACUCCUGGUGCCACUUGCCCUCAUCCUGGGCACUUAUGUGAUCAUUGCUCAGGCUGUGAUGAAAAUCCGCUCUGCAGAGAGUCCCUGGAAGGCCUUCAACACCUGUGCUUCUCGCCAGCUUAUGGUAUUCCUCUUCUACUUCACAGCCAUCAGCAUAUACGUGCAGCCUUCCUCCAAUUACUCUCAUGACAGAGGCAAGAUCACAUCUCUCUUCUAUGGCAUUGUCAAGCCCACCCUCAACCCCUUCAUCUACACACUGAGGAACAAGGACGUGAAAUCUGCCUUGAGAAGGGCAUUGACAAAGGAGUUUUGGGUCAAGUUGAGAUAA